AAAGAAGAGAAAAGGGGGGAAAUCACCGUCGUUCUCAGCACGAAGGAGCCUAGUUUAACACUCCGCACCAAUCCAUCGCUCCAUAGAAGCCCCCAUGCCAAAAAAGCUCGGAAUCCCCAGUCAUACAUAACACGCCUUCACGAUCUCUCUCUCUCUCUCUCUCUCUCUCUAAGUUCCAAAGCCCUAGGGUUCCGAAUCCAACACCACCGAUCCAAUCCUAUCCAGUCCAGUUCAAUAAUUUCAUGGCGGACGAGACAGUCUCCGCACAAUCUCCUCCUGUGUCAUCGUCGGCGGCGGCGCCGCUGGGCCACUCGGUGAUCCCCAUAGUAAACAAGCUGCAGGACAUCUUCGCCCAGCUCGGAAGCCAGUCGACCAUCGAGCUUCCACAGGUCGCCGUGGUGGGCAGCCAGAGCAGCGGCAAGUCCAGCGUGCUCGAGGCCCUUGUCGGUCGCGACUUCCUGCCCAGGGGAUCGGAUAUCUGCACUCGGAGGCCGCUAGUGCUGCAGUUGUUGCAGACUAAGAGGAAGCCAGACGGGACGGAGGAGGAGUAUGGGGAGUUCCUCCACUUGCCGGGGAAACGGUUCUACGAUUUUUCAGAGAUUCGGAGAGAAAUUCAGGCUGAGACGGAGAGGGAAGCAGGAGCUAACAAAGGUGUCUCAGACAAGCAGAUUCGUCUGAAGAUCUUUUCACCAAAUGUUCUUGAUAUCACACUUGUGGAUCUACCUGGUAUAACAAAGGUUCCUGUUGGUGACCAGCCCUCUGAUAUUGAAGCACGAAUUAGGACAAUGAUCAUGUCAUACAUUAGGACACCAAGUUGUCUGAUUCUGGCUGUUACACCAGCAAAUUCAGAUUUAGCAAAUUCAGAUGCGCUUCAGAUUGCAGGAAAUGCAGAUCCUGAUGGUCAUAGAACCAUAGGUAUAAUCACAAAGUUGGAUAUUAUGGAUAGAGGUACUGAUGCCCGUAAUUUAUUGCUUGGAAAAGUGAUUCCCCUCCGACUUGGAUACGUGGGAGUUAUAAAUCGUAGUCAAGAGGAUAUUAUGCUCAACCGAAGUAUCAAAGAUGCUAUUGUUGCUGAGGAAAAGUUCUUCCGCAGUCGUCCAGUAUAUAAUGGUCUAGCUGAUCGAUGUGGCGUUCCUCAGUUGGCAAAGAAGUUGAACCAGAUUCUUGUACAGCACAUUAAGGCAGUGCUUCCAGGGCUGAAGUCACGCAUAAGCUCUGCAUUGGUUUCCAUGGCCAAGGAGCAUGCAAGCUAUGGAGAAAUCACGGAAUCAAAGGCUGGUCAGGGAGCUCUUCUUCUUAACAUUCUUUCAAAGUACUCUGAAGCAUUUUCUUCAAUUGUGGAGGGGAAAAAUGAAGAAAUGUCAACAUCUGAGUUGUCUGGCGGAGCAAGAAUUCAUUACAUAUUUCAGUCGAUCUUUGUCAAGAGUUUAGAGGAGGUGGAUCCAUGUGAGGACCUAACUGAUGAUGACAUUCGGACUGCCAUUCAGAAUUCAACUGGCACUAGAUCCGCAUUGUUUGCUCCGGAAGUGCCAUUUGAGGUUCUUGUUCGAAGGCAAAUAGCACGUUUAUUGGAUCCAAGCCUUCAGUGUGCCAGGUUCAUAUAUGACGAAUUAAUGAAGAUUAGCCACCGUUGUCUAGUGAACGAGCUGCAGAGAUUUCCUGUUUUGAGAAAGCGUAUGGAUGAAGUUAUAGGCAACUUUCUGCGAGAAGGCCUUGAACCCUCGGAAACAAUGAUUGGGCACAUCAUUGAGAUGGAGAUGGACUACAUAAACACUUCCCACCCAAAUUUUAUUGGGGGGAGCAAAUCAGUAGAGAUUGCAAAGCAACAACUUCCUAAGGUUUCUCUUCCUCUUUCCAGGCAAAAGGAUGGCAUAGAGCCUGAUAAGGUGCCAACAUCUGAAAGAAGUGUGAAGUCUCGAGCCAUUCUUGCCAGGCAAGCCAAUGGUGUUGUGUCUGAUCAGGGUGUUAGGCCUGUAGCUGAUGUUGAAAAAGUCACAUUGUCUGGAAAUACAAGUGGUUCAAGUUGGGGAAUUUCAUCAAUUUUUGGUGGAAGCGAUAACCGUGCUUCCGCUAAAGAAAGCUUGAUGAACAAGUCGUUUAGUGAAUCUGUUCACAGCUUGGAGCAAGCCUUCUCUAUAAUCCAGUUGAGAGAGCCACCAAGUGUGCUGAGGCCCACAGAAAAUCAGUCAGACGAGGAGGCUAUUGUAAUUGUAGCCACAAAAUUGCUGUUAAGAUCAUAUUAUGACAUUGUUCGGAAGAACAUUGAGGACUUUGUACCUAAAGCAAUUAUGCACUUCCUGGUAAACCAUACAAAACGUGAGCUGCACAAUGUUUUCAUCAAAAAGCUUUACAGAGAGAACCUGUUUGAAGAGAUGUUGCAGGAGCCGGAGGAUGUAGCAAUGAAGAGAAAGCGCACUCGAGAAACACUCCGAGUUCUUCAACAGGCUUUCCGGACAUUGGAUGAAUUGCCUUUGGAAGCUGAGACAGUUGAGAAGGGUUACAGUUUGGGAGCUGAUCCGACAGGGUUGCCAAAGAUCCAUGGAAUGCCGUCAUCAUCACUGUAUUCUGCCGGCAGUUCCACCGAUUCGUACUCAGCUUCUCCUAAAAACCCGAAGUCCCGGAAGUCAUCUCACUCAGGGGAGCUUCAGCCACCAAUUUAUGGUAACACAGAUUCUAAUGGAGGCGGACGCAUGCACAUGCCAGGUCUCUAUCCGACGGUGGAUCUGUAAUGAAUUUGACCGAGCGCAUUAAUCCUCAAGUAUUUCUUAAUGCUAUAAAGGCUUUUAUUAUUCAUUUGAUUGCCUUGUCCAACUUUGGAGAUGGUUGGAAUUCGACCUGCCAGGGAGGGAUCAUUGGUGGGGUCAGCAUUUUCUUUUAACUUGACUUGUGCAAGCCAGAUACUGGUAUUUCUCUGUUCUUUAUUUAUUUCUAUUUUGUUACUAUAUUAUAAUAUAGGGGUGAUAAUUGCAUUGUUUACGAGGGACCAAAAAGAAUAAAAUGGAGCAGAUAGUACUCCUCUAGUCAGCAGCUGCAGCCAUUGAACAUGUAUAUAUAUAUUUUUCCUUUGCAAGCUUUUUGGUUUGAGAUAUGUUGAAUUGUGAUGGUUUUGAGCCAAUUGUAUAAUCAAUCAUCUUUGGAGUA
Molecule: messenger RNA, 3141 nt
Organism: Carya illinoinensis
Lineage: Eukaryota; Viridiplantae; Streptophyta; Magnoliopsida; Fagales; Juglandaceae
Product: dynamin-related protein 3A
Exons: 20
Coding region: 243-2729 (828 amino acids)
Biological process (GO): peroxisome fission; mitochondrial fission
Cellular component (GO): mitochondrion; peroxisome; microtubule
Molecular function (GO): GTPase activity; GTP binding; microtubule binding
Source: RefSeq, a predicted model, not a curated record